Messenger RNA from Bursaphelenchus xylophilus (pine wood nematode), 1394 nucleotides. The record is from the annotation of a GenBank genome assembly. NCBI's taxonomy places the organism in Eukaryota, Metazoa, Nematoda, Chromadorea, Rhabditida, Aphelenchoididae.
AUGCUCAAAAAAAUCUUCAGAGGCAAGAGUACCAAGAAGAAAAAGGUUGAGGAUGUGAUUGAAGAGACCAUUUAUUGGGAUAAUCGUGUGUUAGAUCAAGAUGAUGUAUCUAACGUCGAUGAAGAGCAAAAUUUAAUUGACGCGGUUCAUGAGGCAGGAAAGAAGAUAGAAGUAAGUGACGUAUUUACUUCAUAGGGUGAGGCCGAAGAAUUUGCUUCUCAAAAUAUCCGACGGCUUUAAUUACUAAAUUUUUUUGUUUUAUGGGGUCAUAGAGAAACAAUAAUGGAAACAAUACCAUGUGAUGUUUCAAAAGACAACGAUUUUAGUUCUUGAUUUUACGAUUUUCAGCCAAUUUUUCCUUCGGAUAUCCCCAGUACAACGUCAAACGAAAUCGUCAUUGAGAAUGAUUGUUCGAAAGCCGACAUCCUAAAAUGGCAUCGAGAACGCCCUUCGCCUGGUCCAAAAUGUUAUAGAGAGUACCGAGAAGCUAUGCGGCCUUUAGUUCCACCAAUCCUUCUCGGCCAAUUCACAGAUUCGACCCCAAUUACACUCCCGAAACCGGUUGAUUAUCUAAUUUCUUGGUGUGAUCAUCAAACUUGCUGUGGAUUCAUCAAGAAUGUUGAGGAUGCCACGGAAAAUGUGCCGUUAGUAAUGAGAUUCGGCGGGUAUUGGACGGACUGCGCUAUUUUGUCGAUGUUUGUAGGCUGCACCGUGCGCGCGACAGCAUACCUUAAGGUAAAAGCUUUAAAACAGGGCGCACAAUGGAACCCACUUGUGCCUUUGGGAAGCGAUAUUCGCACAUUCCUGUUUGCCGGUGAGUUCAGGUUGCUUUGUUUACAGAUUCCCUUUUAUAUGGAGACGGUUAUUCUUAUUCUUUUGACGCUUCUAGGCACCCCUUAUCCUAGCGCAUUUGCGUGGGAAUGGGCGGUUGUUUCCAAACCUAAUAUCGUCCGAAGUUUGGGGAUAAUAAAAGAAGAUCACUCCUAUGAAACGGAGGAAUUCCGACAUCUUCGCGCUGUAAUCCAAGACUGCGAAUACGGUGAAGAGUUAUUUGCUUGUCCCGAGAAAUGGCCACUCCCAGAUAUCAGAGAAGUCCCCCCGCCCGGAACGGCCGUCGCGAUUAAUUAUGUCGAGGUAGGUUGGGAGUUGUCAGGUAUUUUAUAAACCCUUUCAUAAGUUAUAUGAAAGAUGACAAAACUGUUUGGUAUGAGAAAAAAAUUAAAUUUUACUGUUUUCAGAUCACUGAGCCUCACACUCUCUUCCAUAGCCGCGACAAAAUAUUACUCUUCCCGAAUUAUAUGGUGGAAUAUGCAAAAACUACGGAUAUUUUAGACAAAACGUAUCUUUUUGGCUGGAUUGAUCUCACCAUGCAACCUUCGAGAUGCUAUCUGUAA